This is a messenger RNA of Fusarium venenatum, 1476 nucleotides long. RefSeq lists its product as uncharacterized. Lineage: Eukaryota; Fungi; Ascomycota; Sordariomycetes; Hypocreales; Nectriaceae. The record is from RefSeq and is a predicted model, not a curated record.
AUGUCUCCACAUCAAAGACACUGGCUCACGCUGCCAUGGCUGCUGCUAGCAGCCUGGACUCAGCCCUGUCAUAGCUCCGCUCUCUACGCCUACGCUACCGACCGAACCACCCAAGUCGGAAUUCAGGAUGUUUCUACUGGCAAGAUCUACUACAGCAACUGCAAUAGCGAAGAUACACCUAUUUUCCCUCUCGACAAGCCGAAUGUUCUCGAUACCGAAAAUAAACCACGAAAUGGUACUGCGCUGGCGGCAGUCGGCUGGUGGGAUACGCAAAAGAUUAUUGCAUCUAUUUUCUGGCAGGCAGAGGACAGUGUUAUCGUCAACGGAUACUACGAGUGUGAUAUGGAUACGGGAAAGCUGAAUAAGGUCGGCGAGUACACCAUCUCGUUGACUGCCGAGGUGGACUCUGUCCACGCCGAAUCGGGUCUUGCUGUUGACCUGCUCGGAGGUGGCGAAGAUGACGGAUAUCGCGUGUUCUACCACAACGCCGACAAGCAAAUUAUGAUGAUGUCGUAUACCGACAACACCAAUUGGAUUGAUGGAGGCAUCGUGUCGCAGGAUACCGCAGAGGGGAUCGCUAUCGGCACUGUCUGGUAUGAUGAGAAGAACUCGAAGAACAUGACGGUCGCUUUCCCCAAGGGCUCAGACAACAUCGAGACAAGUCGCUUGCACAGUACUGGAAAGUGGAAACUAGCUGCUUUCCCACAAGAGCUAGCAAGCAAUUACACAAACGCCACGGUCCCGACCAAGAUCCGCAUGAGUUCCGAGACCGCCGAUUUUUCUCUUCCAGGAUGGAACGCCUCAAUUGAAGCAAUUGGCAUGGCCACCGAUCGAUCAAAGACCCGAAGUCUCUUCUACCUCGGCGAAGACAACGUACUCCGCGAAGCCAUCGCUAUACAAAACAACUGGCAGAUGGCGCCCAACCGAUCCGAGAGCAUCUGGCCUCUUUCAGAUGACCCCAGUGCUGGUCUGGCAGUAACAUACCAACAAAGCAGAGGCAUGACGUGGAUCUACUACUGGUCCAAUGGAACAAUUAUCCAGGCACACAAGAACAUCACCAAUGAAUGGGAAGACUUCACGGUGCUGCCGCAGACGGUCCCCAAGAACGAGACUGAAUCGGGCAACAAGGACGACGCAGCAAAGGAGGAUGAUACCGCUACCGAGUCUACAGGUCUGACCACGGGUGCCAAGGCUGGUCUCGGUGUUGGAGUCGCUGCUGGUGUGAUUGCUGUCGGUGCUCUGGUCUGGUUCUUUAUGAAGCGUCGCAACAAGCAUACUGCUGUUCCCCAAAAGGAGGAGAACACUGUCCCUGAAGCAGCCGGUACUCCUAUCACGUCGCCUCCUCCAAUGUAUGAGAAGGACACUUACAGGGUGGGUGACGCAACGUCACCGUCGGAGUUGAACGGCCACGGUCAACCCGCCGAGUUGGAUAACCCUUCAGUCGUUUACGAGAUGCCUGGAGACCACACACGAUAG